GUGACCUAGAGGACAGCCACGCAAGCGACUCUAGACAACCAUGCGCGCGCUGGGCAGCAAGCCGCGCUCGACCUGCGAACGCCGCGUCCAACGGCCGGAGUGCGCAAGUGGGGCCACUGCGUCUCGUGACUUCCGGUCCCUGCCGCGUUUUGCGCGCGCUUCAUUUACAACUACAUUUCUUAAGGCCCGCUACAUCGCAACCUCAGCAGCGAACCCACCUGCGCAAACCGUUCUCGCCGAGAUGCCGCCUACGGACUCGCCCCUGCACGCGCUGGUCCGCGAGCACGGCCAGCCGCAGCUGGUGUCGGCGCUUGAGGAGUUCCCGGGUCUGUCGGAGCUGGUGGGACUGCAGGCCGAGGUCCUGGGCCGACUGGAGCGAGCGCUGGGGGUGGCGCCGGCUCAGACCAAACACACGGAUGCAAGCGGCAUCCUCAAGUGCCAGAGCCUCAACCCGCCGGGCGCCGCCGCCAACCUCUUCCGCUCCUACCGCACCCCCCGCACCCCCUCCUCCACCCCAUCCGCCACCCCCUCCCCGGCCUCCCCCUCCGCCGCCCCGCCGCUGCGCACCAUGACCCAGGCCGUCUCCACCUUCACCAUGCCGCUGCCCGGCGGCGGCAGCAUGCGCCGCAUCUACACCAAGACCACCGCCAGCCCGCCGGACGGCUGGCCCACGCCGCAGCUGGAUGUGGAGGUGGGCGGCACCGACACCGAGCUCAUCUUCUACGUGGCCCUGGGCCCCAAGGCCUCGCUCACACACGACCUGGACUACCUGGACAAGUACUACAACAAGCCCCCGCCGCCGACGCCGGAGGCCGCGGGCAGCAGCAGCGGCGGCCGGCCGGGCCAGGAGCAGCAGCAGCAGCAGCAGCAGCAGCAGUCGCCUCAGCAGCAGCUGCCCAGUUUCAAAGCUCUGGAGGCGGAGGCGCGCCAGACUCCCGGCUUCAGCCCCUUCGUCAGCCCCUCGCUGUGGGUGCGCGCGCAGGCCGCGGGCGCGCUGUGCUUCAACGUGGCUUGGGGCCCCGCGGCCGCAGGCGCCACAAGUGCGGGUACCGCUGCCACAACUGCGGGUGCCGCUGCCGCAACUGCGGGUACCGCUGCCGGUGCUGGCGCCACUGCGGAUGCCGCCAACGCCGCCGCCGCCGCCAUGGCCGCGAUGCGCCGCUACACGCUGACGCUGGUGGACAUAUGGCUGGCGCACUUGCUGGCGGACGCAGCCGCACACGCGGCAGGAGCAGCGGGCGCCGCCGCGUUGGUGGAUGGGGCCGAGGGGGAGGCAGGGGGGAGGCAGCGGAGCAAGGAGGGCGAGGAGGGUGGUGGCUGGGGCGGCGGCGGCGAUGCGUGGGAGCAGGAGGGCUGGCGGCGCGCGGGGCGUGUGCUGCGCAACCACAUGCGCUACGACCCGCUCACGCCGAUGCUGUACCCCGUGUUUGGAGAGGCGCAGGUGACGGCAUGGAUGGAGACGGUGGCGGGGGAGGAGGCAGCGGCAGUGUGAGCCGGAUCGGCAGGGCUGCACGGGCAUGUUGCAUGCGUGGCAGAGGUGACGAAUGAGCAUGAAAAGACGAAUACAAUUGGUUUGGUUGUAUUACCGCGUUGACAUGGUGCAGUAGGAAAGAGACAGGAACGGGGAACAGCAGGACCGGGCAGGACCAGGCACAUGAGCGUGGCGUGGCUUAGGCUUCGGGAGCUGCGCUCGUGGUGACAGGGCGGACCUGGGCGGACAUUGCUUUAUUGUACGCGUUGCACGGGUGCAGGAUGAGGAAAGACAUAAGCUCAAUAAGGGAGCAAGAACUUGUUGUAGCUUGCGAACAUGCAGGAGGUGUGGAAGUAGGAUGGCCUGCGCAGACUGAGACUGCACACAUAUCAUGUACUCAGAGAGUCGGGGUAUGAAGGCCCGGGAGGGCAGGGCUCACUUGCAGGCAGGGGAGGUUGGUGACGUUGGUCAUGCCUGGGUGGCGAGGAAUGAUGGAGGGCAGGAACACGGCAGUGGGGGCAGGCCCAACCAACCGUCGGCAGCAAACACGCAGGAGGCACAGUCUACUAGUCUAGGCAAGUCGCCAGGUGUGGUGACCGGCCCAGGACCCCAGGUAUGAAGGCCCAACCCAGCUGAAGGCGCUUGGUGUCGUGGGACUGGGAAAUGUGAUAGCGCGUGUCCAGGGCCUCAACGUUAGCGUUCUCAAGGCGUGGCAACCUUGGGCGUGGCGUCACCGCAUUGUGGCUAGCGUGGGGACACAGGAGUGGCUCCAGCUGGCUCAACUGCCAUGUCGAGGCAAUCACGGCCGACCCAACUGAGGCGCUCGAGUGGGCCUAGAGAGGAACGGUUUCACGUCUUCACGGGUGUCAACCGCCGGCCGAUGUGGGUCGAAAGCUCUCACGGGUUGCAGCACGGGUCAGGGUCGCAUUUGCAGCCGAAAUUUGUGAGCUAGGCUGCUAUCGCACACUCAACACAGGAUACGCAGCAAACUUGUCAAGUCCUGUCACCC
This is a messenger RNA of Chlamydomonas reinhardtii, 2480 nucleotides long. RefSeq lists its product as uncharacterized. The transcript has 2 exons. The record is from RefSeq and is a predicted model, not a curated record. NCBI's taxonomy places the organism in Eukaryota, Viridiplantae, Chlorophyta, Chlorophyceae, Chlamydomonadales, Chlamydomonadaceae. Bases 41 to 1492 code for a protein of 483 amino acids.